AACGGAGGUUAAUUGUCGCCAAUGCCCCACCCUACUACACAGAGCCCUUUCAAAUAAACCAGAUGAUAAAUAUCAAUUUAACCUCUUAUAUUCGCUACUAUACGCGUUAACACGGGCGUUAAGCAGGCGUUUUGUGCGCGUUAACAGGCGAGUCGGUGAAGACGCGUCGUCAGGUGCUGCAGCGUCCAUAAACGCCCACCUAGAACAGCACCAGACGAGAUAUAGAGCUCCGCUUACAUCCGAGAUGGCAAAAGCAGACCAACGCUUUGGGCAGAGAGAUGGAUCUGAUCAGAACUUUGACUACAUGUUCAAACUCCUGAUCAUUGGCAACAGCAGUGUAGGAAAAACCAGCUUUUUAUUCAGAUACGCAGAUGACUCCUUUAGCAACUCUUUCGUCAGCACAGUCGGCAUCGACUUUAAGGUGAAGACCGUUUACAGGAACGAAAAGAGAGUGAAGCUCCAAAUAUGGGAUACAGCUGGACAGGAGCGGUAUAGAACUAUUACUACAGCUUACUACAGAGGAGCUAUGGGCUUCAUCCUUAUGUAUGACAUCACAAAUGAAGAGUCCUUCAAUGCAGUGCAGGACUGGGCAACACAGAUUAAGACCUAUUCAUGGGACAACGCUCAGGUGAUAUUAGUGGGGAACAAAUGUGACAUGGAUGAGGAGAGGGUGGUGGCUUCUGAGAAGGGGAAACACUUGGCUGACCAGUUGGGGUUUGAGUACUACGAAGCCAGCGCCAAGGAGAACAUCAACGUCAGACAAGUAUUUGAGCGCUUGGUCGACAUUAUCUGCGUGAAGAUGUCUGAGAGAGUCGAUACGGAUCCACCCAUAGUCACCGGUGCCAAAACCACCCGACUAACCGAUAAACCUCCCCAGCUACCUCAGAAUUGUUGCUGAUUUCUCUCUCUACUCAUAUGCCAACCUAUCAGCAGCGGAUCCGAUGUCGUUUGGUUUAACGUUCUGUUGUAUGCCGAUCGGAACCGACCUGGGGUGCGUUUCCUGCGCAAACAACGUAACUCACUGCUUAACCACCAUAGUAUGAUGCAUCGUUAGAGAAAUUAACUUGUUAGUCACAAAUAUUUUCUGCAUGGUUGCACUUCCAUAGUUUGAGCCAUGUUGGGUCAACAGUAUAGGAAAUGAAGUUAAUGACGUCACACACAGGUAGUGGAGAUAUAACUUCUGCUAAUGAAUUGAUUUAACAUCGCUAUUGAUGACAGAUUUUUGUAAUUGCCGUACAUUUCACAUUUAAUUCGGUCGGGAACUUUCCCACAACGUAAUUUUUCUCGGAGAUGCCAUCACUGUAAAGAAAAACAAAAAAGUUGCUGCCUUAAAUUUUUAAGUACAAUCAACUUGGAUGUUUAAGUCAUUUCAACUUAUAUUACAUUAAACUGACUUUUAAAAACAAGUUGAAUCUUGUAUAACUUAUAAAAAAAAACUUGAAAAUUGCAAAUAUUUUGAUAUGGCAUCUGCCUGAGGACCCCUUAAAUAUUUUUGUUCCCUUCAUUUGAUGUUUGAUUCAUCGCGGUUAAUCCAAGGUUCUCCUACGCGUUUAUUCACACUAUACGCUAAAAUUAAAUGUACAUGCAUUUAAAUUUCAUACUAACAAGAAACUAUGCUUCAAGCCGCAAGUCGAGAGCUGUAGUUCUAAACUCGCAAAGUUGAGUUGCUUCGUUAAAACUAUGUUGGUAAAUGAUUUCGCGACUUGCUUUGGCUAACGAUUGCGUUCGGGAAACGCACCCCUGUUUGUUUGUAGCUGUCAAACAUGUGAAGUAGUUUAGUAAUAAUAGUACACUUCUACCCUAAUCAGUCCUUAGGAAACUUAACGCAGGGACUAGAGCAAAGCACAAAAGCUACUACUUGGCUCCCAGAACUUCAGUGUUCACUGCCGAAUCUAGAUUUAAAACGCAAUCUGUGGUGGCACAAUCUCACUCAUUUUAUGAAUUAUAUAUUUAAUGUAGUACUUUAAUGGAGGUAAAAUGGUGGAUAAUCUGUUAAAGGGCACAAAAAUAAACUCAGACUUUUGCAAAAUGGCCAUUAUGCAAAAUUGAGUUUUCAGGGUGGUUUCGAUGCUCUGAUCUGAUUGGAUCAGAAGCAGAUGCACAUUGUAUGUUGGACUCCAUCUAUUGUUUUGAGAAUAUAAGCACUUGUUCAAGGUAUCUUCAUUUUGAGAUGAAAAAAAAAAUGAUUAGAUACGCAAAAUAAAAUUCAAGUCUUACACAAAAAUACGACAUUAAAUUCAUGUUAAACUUAGUAUUGUCAGAAACCACAUGUUACUGUUGUGUGUAAUAAUAGACUGGACACAAUCAGCACAUUUCAUUGUCAGGCAUUGUUACAAAAGAUAUGAUUCUUCACUUAAAUCCUCAAGAAGAAAGUCGAGAUUUAUCGUGAACUCGUGCCAGGAUGUUUAUAUUUCAGAAACCUGUAGCAAAUCCUUGUGGGUUCGUGUAUGUAUUAUCUGCCUUGGUUUUUUUAUCAAGUGAUGUAUGAGUGUUUAAUGUAAUUAUAGUCAAAAUUAUUCCAAAUGAGAUAUUUUUUCCCCCCCACGAGUAGAUAUUUAUUUUUAUGCUGCUGGAAUAUAUAGUUGUACCUUUGCUGUCAGUGGAUUUUGAUUUGUAGAUUUGCACUGGGGCGUACAGUGAUUGUACAGUUGUGAAUGUUACUUUUAGAUGCAAUUUGUAACAAUAAAAGCACAAAUCACAUAUAAUAAUGCUAAUA
Pimephales promelas (fathead minnow) is the source of this 2716-nucleotide messenger RNA. It is a transcript of the gene rab3b, whose product is annotated as RAB3B, member RAS oncogene family. Gene Ontology annotation, molecular function: GTPase activity; GTP binding. Lineage: Eukaryota; Metazoa; Chordata; Actinopteri; Cypriniformes; Leuciscidae. The record is from RefSeq and is a predicted model, not a curated record.